UGCUUGAGCUCUGCUAGAUGGCAUUAAACGAUGUGGAAACAGAAACAAGUCAUCUAUUUGGAGAAUGACAGAUUGACAUAUCCUAACUGAUAUCAGUAAUAUUAUAAAAAAUAAUAUUUAUACAGGAUACUUCCUAGCACUCCAAUUAUUUUAGACGAUUUUCCAUAUCGUUUGCUUUAUAGAACAACGGAAAACAAAAUUAUAACAAACAUGACAACUUUUCAAACACAACUUUUGUAUGCAUUAGGAAACAAUACAAAAGUUCUUCCAGAAUUGAAGAAGAUGUUUAUUCGCCCUUUAAUACAGAUUGCUGUGAAAUCAAUAAAUCAAGAAUAUAUAGAGGAAGGAAUAUUGGAUAAAAUAAGUCAAAAAUACAAUGUACCAGAAGAAUCUGUGGAUGAGUAUUAUUCAGUCAUCUAUACGAUAUUAAAGGUUCACUUGGGCAUAUUAUCUCAGAAUGUGAAACCUGGAGAAUUCAAGCAAAUAUUGGAGGAAUUAAAAUUAUCUCCUGACUGCAUUGAGGAUUUGUCUACUGUGAUCUAUGGCCAAAAGCGAUUAGAAUUAGUAACUGGUUUAAUCAACAAAACAAAGUUUUACUCACAUCUUGUAUCUUGCAAGUGGCGUGUAGACAUCACCAUUUCUUCCAACAUUAUAAAUAGAGUCCUGGAACCACAUAUUAUAAUGAAGUGGACAUUCAGCAAUGGGGAGCACCAAAUAUUUGAAUUAUCUAUGUCAAAAUUCCAUCAACUUAGACAUGCUGUAGCAACCAUACUUGUGGAUAUGCAAAAACUAGAACAGAAAUGUGCUUCAAAAAACAUUGUAAGCAGUUGAUAAUUGUACAAAAAAUUUUAAUUAUGUACAUUAACAUUUUAUGAAACCAAUUAUGCAAGGAAACUAUAGAAUUAAGUUUUAUAUUGUAAAGGUAUUUUAAAUAUAUGAUAAAACAAAACUGAAAAAUGUCUGUACAGUGUUUUAUUUCGAAUAGUUAAUAAAUUUUCAUUUAAACAA
Megalopta genalis is the source of this 1008-nucleotide messenger RNA. Its product is annotated as COMM domain-containing protein 5. Gene Ontology annotation, cellular component: nucleus. NCBI's taxonomy places the organism in Eukaryota, Metazoa, Arthropoda, Insecta, Hymenoptera, Halictidae. The record is from RefSeq and is a predicted model, not a curated record.